AUGAAAUUUAAAUCAAAUUACGCAGCCCAGUUCAGCAACGAGCCGGAGAAGUGCGACAAGGCCAAGGCUGCCAGCUCCUCCUCCGACCUCCUCGGCGCCGCCUCCGAGUACGGCAAGCUCGACUCCACCCAGGGUGUCGGAAAGUACGUCGACCAAGCCGAGGGCUACCUCCGCCAGUACAGCGCCCCCAAAUCCACCCCCGUCGCCGCCGCUGAAGACAAACCCGUGGCUGAGACCAAAAUUCCUUCAGGCGGCGACGUGAAGAAGCCGGAGGAGAGCGGCGAGGUUGGGGACUACGCGAAGAAGGUGGAAGAGCUGCUCGGCGGAACCGGUGAGAAGAGCGGGGCGGAGGUUGGGGACUGA
This is a messenger RNA of Salvia splendens (bonfire salvia), 363 nucleotides long. RefSeq lists its product as uncharacterized. Gene Ontology annotation, biological process: regulation of abscisic acid biosynthetic process; response to heat. The transcript has a single exon. Bases 1 to 363 code for a protein of 120 amino acids. The record is from RefSeq and is a predicted model, not a curated record. Lineage: Eukaryota; Viridiplantae; Streptophyta; Magnoliopsida; Lamiales; Lamiaceae.